AUGGACAUGUUCGCAGAAACCUGCUCCGAGGUGCUCGCCAAUAAGGACCUUGUGACCGAUGGAGAUAUUGUACAGACCUCUGGCCAUACAUCUUUGAACUCUGUCACUGAGAUCCGCCCCGAUGGUGCUGGAUGGCAAGUCCUUGCCCCGUCAGCGGCAGAAGAAGACCCAGAGGUCAAGCUCAGCCUGGCGUCAGAUGUUACUGUCCACUCGCUCAAAGUCACUGGCAACGUUGACAACGUCCGCAUUGAAAUUACACCAAGGGAUAGUAGUCAGCUUCCGGAGAUCAUGGACAGUGUUUCAGCCAACAGCAUUGCGUUCACAGACCCUGUGGAAGCCUCCGAUGUGACAGUCACCUUGUUGAACCCAAGAUCAGAUGUUCCGGAAGGGGAACAACAACAACAGCAACAGCAAAAACCUGACAUCUACAAUGUCAGGAUGGAAAUAAAUGGCUGUUACGAACAAGCGACCACACCAGCUCCAUUGGCAGAAUCAACUACACCUCUCCCACCAUCAGAGACUACAGAGGCACCAACUGUAACCACAACUCUUCCACCAACAGAGACCACAAAAACACCAUCUGUACCCCCAACUCUUCCACCAUCAGAGACUACAGAGGCACCAUCUGUACCCACAACUCUUCCAACAUCAGAGACCACAAAGACACCAUCUGUACCCACAACUCUUCCACCAACAGGGACUCCAGCAGUGCCAUAUGUACCCAGAACUCUUCCACCAGUAGAGACUACAAAGGCACCAUCUGUACCCACAACUCUUCCACCAACAGAGACUACAGAGGCACCAUCUGUACCCACAACUCUUCCUCCAACAGAGAAUACAAAGACACCAUCUGUACCCACAACUCUUCCACCAACAGAGACUACAGCAGCACCAACUCACAGUUAUAGUUGCAAGACAACUCCUGAAGAACAAACGACCCUGGGCAGGACUCCUAGUUUGAGUUCCACAACUGUUGGCGUGACAACCGUGUCUGGACCCUUGACCGAGACUGUUACCACUGUCCAGUAUUCCUCUCCUACAGAGCCUGGUGUCACCUACACACCUGAACUGAGAAAUGUCACUGCAGUUAUCACUACAGCAUCUGUGCAAGAAUCAACUGCGGCCACGACAACAUCAGGUGUGUCUACAACUCCAGAAAGCCAGGAUGUCACCCAAGAAGAGGACUCGUGCUUCAAGAGGACCAUGAACCUGACAAUGGAGGUUGAAGGGUGCGUAUCUGAUGGUCCUGUUGAGCUAGCUUUCUGUGCAGGAUCAUGUGCCUCCAACACCACUGCAUCUUUCACCUACCCCUUCUUCGAAACCAACUGUCACUGCUGCAAACCAACCAAAGUGUCCUGGAGGACCGUUCAGCUUACCUGUGCCAAUAACGAAGUCCGCCAACACACCUACGUCAAGAUCCAUUCUUGCGGUUGCCAUGGUUGUGAGUAUGACGCAUACGCCGCCAGCGGAAUCACCCAGGUGAUGACGUCAAACGUGGCCAUCUAG
Liolophura sinensis is the source of this 1506-nucleotide messenger RNA. RefSeq names its product mucin-2-like. Bases 1 to 1506 code for a protein of 501 amino acids. NCBI's taxonomy places the organism in Eukaryota, Metazoa, Mollusca, Polyplacophora, Chitonida, Chitonidae. The record is from RefSeq and is a predicted model, not a curated record. The transcript has 7 exons.